UUUGUCUUAUAUAAAUAUUCACUCACACCAUCUGUUUGUGCUUUAGCAUUCAUUGUACUCUCGCUUUCCUUGUUUCACCCGGAAUUUGAUGUCUUCCCAACAGAAUCCUUCUAUGGAACCUGCAAAAACAUCAUCCGUAGAUCCACUGAUUGGGAAGCAAGUUUCUACUAGAUGGUCCCCUGGCGGCCCUUUUAUUGAUGGUGACAUAAUUGAAUAUGACCCUGCCAAUGGCAUGUAUAAAGUGAUCUAUGCUGCUAAUACACCGAAAGAGUUUUCCUGUUGGGUUGAUAUGAAAAAGAUCUUACCGGAGGAUAUAGAUUGGGAAGGGUUUGAUCAGGUACCAAGUACUGUCGAACAAAAUGGACAAGACAGCGACGAUGAUAAUGCAGAAAAGGUGAAUAAGUCUGUAAAGAAGAUUACAGUUUGUACUCAAACUCAAAUGAGACCAGCAAAGCCCAAAAGUAAAAGUAAAUCAAAAACUUCAAGAGUGAAAAAAAGUGCAUGAAGUCUGUACUUGCAUGGGAAAUUAACUGAGGAAGAAUGAAUGUACUGAAACUUAGGGAAAGAAAUCAUCUUUAGUUUUUUAGAAUAAUUCUGUUAAGU
This is a messenger RNA of Vicia villosa (hairy vetch), 603 nucleotides long. RefSeq names its product protein EMSY-LIKE 3-like. The transcript is spliced from 6 exons. The coding region runs from base 89 to 505 and encodes 138 amino acids. The record is from RefSeq and is a predicted model, not a curated record. Lineage: Eukaryota; Viridiplantae; Streptophyta; Magnoliopsida; Fabales; Fabaceae. Gene Ontology annotation, biological process: defense response to fungus.